AAAAUCAAGGUGUUCAAACGCAAAAUAAAAGGACCAAGCUCCUUUCACCAACGAUAACGGCCGGUCCCUUCAGCUGAAAUCCCACUCAACGCUCGAGAAAUUGAAUGACACCCCUUCAAAUAUCUCAUCCCGGCAACCGAAACCAAAAACCCAAACCCUAAUAAUCCCAAUGGCUCCUCCUCCCCGCCCCGAAUCCGAAUCCUCCUCCCUCCUCCCGAUCCAACCCGAGCCCACCUCCGCCUCCGAAACCGCCUACGAGCCCGGCGAGAAGAUCACCAUCGCCGACGACGAGUCCGGCUCCGACGUCACCCCUCCCUUCUCGUGGAAAAAGCUCUGGCUUUUCACCGGCCCAGGGUUCCUAAUGAGCAUCGCCUUCCUCGACCCAGGCAACCUCGAGGGCGACCUCCAGGCCGGGGCGAGCGCGGGCUACUCUCUGCUCUGGCUGCUGAUGUGGGCGACCGCGAUGGGGCUUUUGAUCCAGAUGCUGUCGGCGAGCUUGGCUGAGGUUUGCAGGGAGGAGUACCCGAAUUGGGCGAGGCUCGUGCUUUGGGUGAUGGCGGAGGUGGCGUUGAUUGGGGCGGAUAUUCAGGAGGUCAUUGGGAGUGCGAUCGCUAUCAAGAUUUUGAGCGGGGGAGCGAUCAAGCUUUGGGCUGGGGUUGUCAUUACUGCGCUAGAUUGCUUUGUCUUCUUGUUCCUUGAAAACUAUGGGGUUAGGAAAUUAGAAGCUGUUUUUGCAGUUCUUAUUGCAACAAUGGCUGUUUCAUUUGCUUGGAUGUUUGGCGAAACGAAGCCCAACGGAAAGGAACUUCUAAUAGGUCUCAUUGUUCCGAAACUAGGCUCAAAAACCAUACGACAAGCUGUAGGGGUUGUAGGUUGUGUCAUUAUGCCACACAAUGUGUUUCUACAUUCAGCUCUUGUACAAUCAAGAAAGGUUGACAAUAACAAGAAAAGCCGAGUUCACGAAGCGCUGACUUAUUAUUCAAUAGAAUCAACUGUUGCCCUUAUCAUCUCCUUCAUAAUAAAUGUAUGUGUUACAACAGUUUUCGCAAAGGGGUUUUAUGGUACUAAAGAAGCUGGUACUAUCGGUCUAGAGAAUGCUGGGCAGUUUCUACAAGAGAAGUAUGGAGGGAUAUUUCCAAUUCUCUAUAUAUGGGGGAUUGGGUUAUUAGCAGCAGGACAGAGUAGCACAAUCACUGGCACUUAUGCUGGUCAAUUUAUCAUGGGAGGAUUUCUUAAUCUUCGGUUGAAGAAGUGGAUUAGGGCAUUAAUUACCAGAAGUUUUGCAAUUGUGCCGACUAUAGUCGUCGCCCUCUUUUUUGACACUUCCGAUGAUACAUUGGAUAUCUUGAAUGAAUGGCUUAACGUGCUUCAGUCAGUUCAGAUACCAUUUGCUCUAAUUCCUCUUCUCACUCUAGUCUCAAAGGAGCAACUGAUGGGCGUUUUCAAGAUUGGCAAGAAGACAAAGGUUGUUACGUGGAUCGUCGCAGCCUUAUUGAUAAUCAUCAAUGCAUACCUUUUACUGGAUUUCUUUACUGCUGAAGUGCGAGGAGUAUUAGUUGGUCUCAUGGUUUCUAUUUUCAUAAUUAUAUAUGGAAUAUUUGUUCUUUACCUCAUUCUGCGCGAUGGAGAAUUGCCCAAUCGACUGGCCUCAGCUGUGCAUAAGAGCUUUUCAUGAGAACCUGAAACCAAAGAACAAUGUUUUUUUUUCCUACAUUUUCCGGAGCUUGGUAAACACUGUACAGUAAAGCUCAAAACAUUUAGAAGAAGCAACCUGAUUCCUUUCACUGGACCAGGAUAAAAUGCCGCGCACUUACAAGUGCGAGGACGAAGGAAGAAGCCACAACUUGUGAAUUAUAGUAACAAAGAACGUCCUGAUAUUUAUGGAGAAGUUUCUGAUGGCAAAGCUUUGUUACGCAGGAGAUCGACGUUAUUCACUUCUCGACUGACCUCAGUGUGCAAAUCAUGUUGUAUUCUUAUGAAAAUAACGUGAGAAUUGUUGCCAGCAGUGUAAGUUAAAUCACCACAGUUGCGUUUAACAAGCGGCAUAUUUUUGAACAAGUUGAUUCAUGCAAGAUACUAAUGAGAAAAUCGAAUGUGUACUUAUUGUUUUGUUGCC
This is a messenger RNA of Asparagus officinalis (garden asparagus), 2116 nucleotides long. RefSeq names its product metal transporter Nramp6-like. The coding region runs from base 170 to 1675 and encodes 501 amino acids. Lineage: Eukaryota; Viridiplantae; Streptophyta; Magnoliopsida; Asparagales; Asparagaceae. Gene Ontology annotation, biological process: metal ion transport. The transcript is spliced from 4 exons. Gene Ontology annotation, molecular function: cadmium ion transmembrane transporter activity; manganese ion transmembrane transporter activity. The record is from RefSeq and is a predicted model, not a curated record. Gene Ontology annotation, cellular component: membrane.